UCACAACCAACCCUUUCAAUGGAGGGUACCAAGUACAGCGAUCUGGCUCAACGGCUGUCUCAACUCAUCGACGACAAGUUGUCGUUGCCAUCAACUUCUCGUUCAUUAGCCACACAACCAAUCAGUACUGUGUUUUCCCCUCUAUCGAGCCAACCAGGGACCAUGUCGCAGGCCAGAAUCGACCAAUCAAGAAGCCUGUUCUCCUCACUAGCAACGCAGAGUUACUUCCCGACGAUAGACGCUGCCUCGUCGUCUAGUGAGGGGUUGGACGUUUCAGAUAUCGGAAACCCAAACUUUCCCCAGUACUCUGUCAAACCACUGUCCUUACACGAGUCCAGCUUUGCCCCUCUUCAGGCAAAGCUAGAAGAUAGUGUCGAGGUUAAAACAUCCAAGGGAGGCAUGACUAAUGAUGGUAGCCAGGCGGCGAAAGGGUUUCAGUCUGAGGAUUCUUCUAGUGCUUCGUCUCCUAUGGGGAGUGAACAGGGAGGCCCACUUCUCACACAGAGAAGUCUAAACUCUUUCAGCUCUGGCUCUGAUGACUUCCAACCCCUGAGACCUGCACUCGACCCCACCUUAGAUUCUCUUCAUGACCAUGUGCAAGUUGAAAAGCCACCGCUACAACAGUUUACGUCUCCUGGUAGCUUCAUGCCUCUUAAACCAUCCAGUGAUGCCACCCUGGAUUCAUCCCAUCUGAGCGACUUUUCCUCCAUCAGAGGGUCACCUGUCAAAGGGCAAAGGUUUCCGGGCUUGACCUCUUGGGGAAAGGGUAUGGGUCAAGGGUCGAAUGUCAUGACCUCUUCACCCCUGAAGACCAUACGGACACCAGGUUUGCAGACGAGUGGAGUUGUUUCCUCGCAGCAGCUACGCGAUGACGUUCAAGCGAUGAGAGAGCGUCAUCGCAGGGAGAGGGAGAUACUGCUAGAGGGCGCUCUUUCACACUUGGAGAGAGAAGACUUUGGGCCUUCUCUGCCAAAGGAGGAGAGAGGCAUACUGGAAGAGUCUGAUCUCACCCUGGUGGAGUCCACCCUGAUAGAAGGGCCAAUCGGUGAUGAAAAAGACGACACACUGCGUGAGGAGGGACAGAAAAGGGAGUACAGUGGGUCGACUUUAGUAGAGGGUCAGAUAGGAGAGAUGGACACCCUACAAGAAGAAAUAGAACACAGCGAUGACCAGAGUCCAUCCCUGAUGUCGUUUGAGCAGCAUGAGUUUUCUGUGAGUUUGGAGUCCAGUCAGAACAGUGACGAAAAAGCAGAGGCAAGAGGAACAACUCAUACAGGACAAGAAAAAACAGACCCCAGUUCUGAUCCUGUUGGGACUUCUCAGCAGAAAGCUGGGACCACCACAGAUGACACCAUGGACUCCCUCAAAAGGGCUUUAUCUGCCUGGAAAGACAGUCGGAGAUUCUGAACCCAAACACCUUAGGUGGAAGCAAUCCCUAAUUAUAUAAACAAAA
Branchiostoma floridae (Florida lancelet) is the source of this 1453-nucleotide messenger RNA. RefSeq lists its product as uncharacterized. The transcript is spliced from 3 exons. NCBI's taxonomy places the organism in Eukaryota, Metazoa, Chordata, Leptocardii, Amphioxiformes, Branchiostomatidae. The record is from RefSeq and is a predicted model, not a curated record. The coding region runs from base 19 to 1407 and encodes 462 amino acids.